CGAACAUCAUAUCGCCGGACCUUUCGAACUUUCCAAGUCUCAGUUCAACCACCUGAUCACGCACUACCUGAACAGCGCGAUUCCCACGAACAACGACUGCCCGUACGAAGUCAGUACCUCCCGCUCGAGCGCCAGCUUCUGCGCAUCGCCGUAUUGCAUGGGACGCCCAUAAGUAAUGGCGAUAUCCGGAUGGGGAGUGUUUCUCAUUAUCCUCGUUUUUGCAUUGAUAGCGGCAGCAGGAGGUUAUGUUGGCUACACGAGAUGGCGAGCCAAUCGCCUAGGCCUCCCACCACCGCCGCUGAAUCCAUUCGCGAAGAAACGAGAGGACCCAACAUAUAGAGCGCCUGCGCCGCGUGCCGGCGGCGUGCAAGGCUGGGUUAUGGACAAGUGGCAUGCGCUACAGAAUAAACGCACACCAGGCGGAUCAUACGAAAGCACAGCCGGCUAUGGCGGAGCACCACGAGGAGGGCGGAGAGGCUUCGGACCUCUAGAUCCAGACGAAGCGUGGGAUGCGCGCGUAGACAACGAGGCCUCAGGCUACUACGAGGAGCAGGAAUUGGGCCUACAGGAUCCCGCACAAGGACCAUACGGAGGACACGGCUACGCCGAGAACACUCAUAUCGGAAUUGGUGGUCUAGAAGCUGGACGAGGGCGCAGUCGAUCAAGACAACGAGAGCUGGACGACCGCUACGAUGAGGAAGUUCACGGAGGAGGAGCAGGCGGAUCACAUCUCAACCCAUUCAGUGAUGGUGCGGAGCAGAGUAACAUGAGCAUGCGUAGUGUCAGUCCGAGACCUGAUACUGAUACCUCCUAUCACGGCGGCAAGAGAGGCGUGAGCGCGCACAAGAAGAAGUCAAGCACAGACGACAGCCCCUUAGAGAGGCGGUCUAUGUUUACAGAAGACGUUUCGUAGAUUGUUGGAGUUUCCUAGUUGAAGCAGCUGGUGAUCUUAUGCUGCUGGCACUGAAAAGCAUAUGCUGGCCGCGUGUACAAGCCUUUGGACAUUACAGCGUUAUCCUAUUGUUUAUUGUACGAUGUACAAUUUCUGUAUAUGGCUAGGUAGGUA
This is a messenger RNA of Sphaerulina musiva SO2202, 1066 nucleotides long. RefSeq lists its product as uncharacterized. The coding region runs from base 176 to 913 and encodes 245 amino acids. The transcript has 2 exons. NCBI's taxonomy places the organism in Eukaryota, Fungi, Ascomycota, Dothideomycetes, Mycosphaerellales, Mycosphaerellaceae. The record is from RefSeq and is a predicted model, not a curated record.